Molecule: messenger RNA, 3936 nt
Organism: Sinocyclocheilus anshuiensis
Lineage: Eukaryota; Metazoa; Chordata; Actinopteri; Cypriniformes; Cyprinidae
Product: receptor-type tyrosine-protein phosphatase eta-like
Exons: 21
Coding region: 1-3936 (1311 amino acids)
Biological process (GO): peptidyl-tyrosine dephosphorylation involved in inactivation of protein kinase activity
Cellular component (GO): signaling receptor complex
Molecular function (GO): protein tyrosine phosphatase activity; protein binding
Source: RefSeq, a predicted model, not a curated record
AUGAUCUUCAAUGUGUUGUUUUAUUUUUACAUUGACAUUUAUGAAUUGCUCUUCUCUCCCCACACAGAGCCAGAUGUGAUCAGGAAUCUCAAAGUAACUGAAAUCACAACAUCAUCUGUGUUUCUGACAUGGGAUGAACCAGUUGGAAAUAGAUCUUUCUUUAAAAUUCAAUGGAUUGGUGAUCAAAUAAACGGAUAUUCAGCAACUACUUACACUUCCUAUAACAUCACUAGUCUGACUGCUGGAGUCAAUUACACAUUCUGCAUCACUGCUCUUACUGCAGAUAACUUAGGAGAAAGUGAACCUUUCUGCAUCUCAAAAUAUACUGAGCCAGAUGUGAUCAGGAAUCUCACAGUGAUCGAAAUCACAACAUCAUCUGUGUUUCUGACAUGGGAAGAACCAGUUGGAAAAAGUUCUUUCUUUAAACUUGAAUGGACUGAUGAGGAAACAGCCAGCCGUUCAACAACCAAUAACACAUGGUAUAACAUAAUGGGUCCGACUGCUGGAGUCAAUUACUCAUUUAUCAUUACAGCUGUUGCAGCAGAUAAAUCAACAGAAGGAGAAUCAGUGGUUAUCUCAAAAUAUAUGAAGCCUGACAUCAUAAUGAACCUCACAGCUGCUGAUGUUACAGCAUCCUCUGUCUUACUAAACUGGACAAAACCAAACGGCCAAAGCUCCCGUUACUGUGUAGAAUAUGAAAAUAACAAUAUGACAGCUGAAAACACCUCCAUCGAGAUAAAUUAUUUGAUUCCCGGAACGCAGUACACAUUCAGAGUGUUUGCAGUUGCAGCUGAUCAUGUGACCGAGGGGAGAGCCAAUCAGAUUUCACUGUAUACCAAGUCAGAUAUGAUCAGGAAUCUCAAAGUGUCUGAAAUCACAACAUCAUCUGUGUUUCUGACAUGGGAUGAACCAUUUGGAAAUAGAUAUGUCUUUAAAAUUCAAUGGACUGGUGAUCAAACAAAUGCAACUAUUAACACUUUCUAUCACAUCACUGGUCUGACUGCUGGAGUCAAUUACACAUUCUGCAUCACAGCAGUUACUGAAGAUGACUCAGAAGGAGACACUUUAUGCAUCUCACAAUAUACCAUUUAUGAAUUGCUCUUCUCUCCCCACACAGAGCCAGAUGUGAUCAGGAAUCUCAAAGUAACUGAAAUCACAACAUCAUCUGUGUUUCUGACAUGGGAAGAACCAGUUGGAAAUAGAUAUUUCUUUAAAAUUCAAUGGAUUGGUGAUCAAAUAAAUGGAUAUUCAGCAACUACUAACACUUCCUAUAGCAUCACUAGUCUGACUGCUGGAGUCAAUUACACAUUCUGCAUCCCUGCUCUUACUGCAGAUAACUUAGGAGAGAGUGAACCUUUCUGCAUCUCAAAAUAUACUGAGCCAGAUGUGAUCAGGAAUCUCAUAGUGACCGAAAUCACAACAUCAUCUUUGUUUCUGACAUGGGAAGAACCAGCCGGAAAUAGAGAUUUCUUUAAACUUGAAUGGACUGAUGAGGAAACAGCCAGCCGUUCAACAACCAAUAACACAUGGUAUAACAUAAUGGGUCCGACUGCUGGAGUCAAUUACUCAUUUAUCAUUACAGCUGUUGCAGCAGAUAAAUCAACAGAAGGAGAAUCAGUGGUUACCUCCAAAUAUAGGAAGCCUGACGUCAUAAUGAACCUCACAGCUGCUGACAUUACAACAUCCUCUGUCUUACUAAACUGGACUAAGCCAAACGGCCAAUGCUCCUGUUACCGUGUAGAAUAUGAAAAUAACAAUGUGACAGCUGAAAACACCUCCAUCAAAAUAAAUCAUCUGAUUCCCGGAGCGCAGUACACAUUCAGAGUGUUUGCAGUUGCAGCUGAUCAUGUGACCGAGGGGAGAGCCAAUCAGAUUUCACUGUAUACCAAGCCAGAUGUGAUCAGGAACCUCAUAGUGUUUGAAAUCACAACAUCAUCUGUGCUUCUGACAUGGGAUGAACCAACUGGAAAUAGAUCUUUCUUUAAAAUGCUGUGGACUGUUGAUAAAACACAUGCAACUACUAACACUUCCUAUCUCAUCACUGGUCUGACUGCUGGAGUCAAUUACACAUUCUGCAUCACUGCUGUGGCAACAGACAAUUCAACAGAAGGCAACAAUUUUUGCAUCUCACAAUAUACCAAGCCAGAUGGGAUCAGGAAUCUCGGAGUGUCUGAAAUCACAACAUCUUCUGUGGUUCUAACAUGGGAUGAACCAACUGGAAAUACAUAUUUCUUUAAACUUCAAUGGGCUGAUGAUAAAACAAGUGGAAAUUCAACAACAACUAACACUUCCUAUCUCAUCACUGGGCUGACUACUGGAGUCAAUUACACAUUUAGCAUCACUGCUGUGGCAGCAGAUGAAUCAACAGAAGGAGAAACGUUCUGCAUCUCACACUAUACCAAGCCAGAGAUGGUCAGGAAUCUCAGAGUGACUGAAAUCACAACAUCAUCUUUGUCUCUGACAUGGGAUGAACCAGCUGGAAAUAUAGAUUUUUUUAGGAUUCAAUGGACUGAGAAAAGGACACAUGCAACAGCUACUAACACUUCCUAUCACAUCAAUGAUUUGACUGCUGGAGUCAAUUACACAUUCUGCAUCACUGCUGUGGCAGCAGAUAAAUCAACAGAAGGAGAAACUUUCUGCAUCUCACACUAUACCAAGCCAGAGAUGGUAAGGAAUCUCAGAGUGACUGAAAUCACAACAUCCUCUUUGUCUCUGACAUGGGAUGAACCAGCUGGAAAUAGAGAUUUUUUUAGAAUUCAGUGGACUGAGAAAAGGACACAUGCAACAGCUACUAACACUUCCUAUCACAUCAAUGAUUUGACUGCUGGAGUCAAUUACACAUUCUGUGUCACUGCUGUGGCAGCAGAUAAAUCAACAGAAGGAGAAACUGUCUGCAUCUCACUAUAUACCAAAUCCCCUGAGUCGAACACUUGGCUGAUUGUUGGUGUAGUUUUGGCAGUGGUCUGUUUUCUCUUCAUCAUUAUUCUGAUUCUCUUCUUCUAUUCAAGAAGUAAUACUGAUAUGAGAAUAGAGGAUUAUGAAGAGCACUUUAAGCAGAAACAUGCAGAUGGUUUUGCUGAAGAGUAUGAGAAGUUGAAAACUGUUGGAAUGGCACAGUCAAAAAAUGCUGCCCUGGCUAUUGAAAACAAGGAGAAGAACCGUGACAGCAAUGUGUUACCUUAUGAUGCUUCAAGAGUGAAGUUAUCAAUAUGUGGCAGCCCCUUUGAUGAUUACAUCAAUGCCAGCUAUGUCCCAGGCUACAAGUCAAGAGAAGAGUUUAUAGCUGCUCAGUGUCCAUUGCCUACCACAGUGGAUGAAUUCUGGAGAAUGAUCUGGGAGAAGAACGUAUACACCAUAGUGAUGCUGAACAAAUGCAACAAGCAGGGAUUAGUAAUGAAAUGUGAGAAGUACUGGCCAUCUGGCACUAAUAAUUAUCAUAACAUCUCUGUGACAACCACCUCAGAGACAGAACUGGAGAGUUGGAUCAUAAGAGACUUCGGAAUCAAAAAUGUGAAAACAGAAGAAACUUGUAAGAUAUGCCAGUUCCACUUCACCGCGUGGCCUGAUCAUGGAAUUCCAGCGGCCACUGAAGUCCUCGUUGAUUUCAGAUGCCUGGUAAGAAAACACAUGGACCAGUACUCUCGACACUCUCCAGCUGUGGUGCAUUGCAGUUCUGGUGUGGCAACAGGGGUCUUCAUUGCCAUUGACCACCUAAUCUUCCAGAUUGAAAAAGACAGUAUGGUGGAUGUCUAUGGAAUUGUUACUGAUAUGAAAAUGCACAGGCCUCUCAUGGUACAGACUGAGGAGCAAUAUUCUUACCUCCAGCAGUGUGCGUAUGACAUAAUUCGAUCAAGAACUGGAACCAACAUGGAUUUCAUUUAUCAGAAUGCAGCAGCACCCCAGAUCUAUGAAAAUACAGAAUAUCUAAAACAAUAA